Molecule: messenger RNA, 4328 nt
Organism: Hyla sarda
Lineage: Eukaryota; Metazoa; Chordata; Amphibia; Anura; Hylidae
Gene: FES
Product: FES proto-oncogene, tyrosine kinase
Exons: 19
Coding region: 397-2865 (822 amino acids)
Biological process (GO): peptidyl-tyrosine phosphorylation; chemotaxis; cell adhesion
Molecular function (GO): ATP binding; non-membrane spanning protein tyrosine kinase activity
Source: RefSeq, a predicted model, not a curated record
ACAUUUACCGGCCGGAGGUUGAUGUGUAGGGCUGGUCCGGGCACUGAGAGGGUUAAUCCCCAGAUGACAGGAGGAGGAAGCCUUGCAGGCAGGGUUACUGUCAGUGUGGGACGUGCUGCAGUCACAUUGCUAUUCGUUACAGUGUGUAAGUGAAGUCACUCAGCAGGAGCCGGGAAGGAGGCAGCUCAUAGGAAGAGAGAGGGGCAAGAAGAGUAGAGAAAGUGCCCCCGGGGCUGAGGAGACCGCACACAACUGCCCUACACCCAGCACGGGAUAUAACUCCGGGACAGCUAUGGCUUAUACCGAGCACAGGGCGUAGUGUCGGGCUGUGGGUCUACUACUCAGAGAACCAGUAAACUUUACAGCACAUAACAAAGGAAUCAGCUUGCUAUAAAUAUGGGGUUUGCAACUGAAUUUAGUUGCCCCAACGGGCACAUCGCUUUGCUGCGCCUGCAAGACUCUGAACUGAAAUUAAUGGAAUGUAUGAGAAAGUGGAUGAUACAGCGUUCAAAGAGUGACAAAGAGUAUGCCUCACAGCUUCACCAGAUGUUUACCCUGAUCGAGAAGUUGGAUCAGUCUCCAGUGUCGGGUUUGUCAGAGUACUCAAGUCAGCUGAGUCAGGUCUGGUCUACAAUGGUAACCCAGACAGAGAACCUGAGUCACAUAUUACGGAACCAUUCAGACGCUCUAAAUUCCGGGCCUCUAAAAAAGCUCACUGAUCUCAUUCGGGAAAAACAGCAGCUGAAAAAGUCAUAUACUGAACAGUGGCAACUUCUCAACCAGGAUUAUUUGAAGACAACCCAACAAGAAACGGAUAACCUAAAGGCUCAGUAUCGUAGUAAAGUAAAAGAUACAGUACAAGCCAAGAAAAAGUACCAAGAGGCAAAUAAAGACAAAGAUCGAGACAAAACUAAAGAGAAGUAUGUGAAGAACACUUGGAAACUACACACCCUCCACAACCAGUAUAUCUUGGCUAUUAAAGCUGCUAAACUGCACCACGAACACCACUACAAUCUGAGCCUGCCCAAUUUACAUGAGUCCAUGCAGAACCUCCAGGAGAAGAUGGUGUCCAUACUAAAAGACAUCAUGCAAGAAUACCACACAAUCACAAGUCUUGUGCAAGAGGAAAUAGCAGCUGUUCAUCAAGAGAUAAAUAAUGCAAUAAUAAGUAUCAAUCCAAAUAGAGAAUAUGAAUACUUCAUCCAGCUGAACAGGUCAACAGCAAACCUACCACCCAUGACAACAUUCGAUACAAGUUUACUAGAAGAGACUGACAACCUUGAGGAAGAGGAACUUCAGCUAAAUGAUCUGACUAUAGAGAAUGUUCAGCAUACGCUGACAUCAGUUGAAGAGGAACUAGCAGUAGUCACAGAAACAGUUUAUUCUAAACAAGAAGCAUUAAAACAGAUACAAACUGAAACUGCUAAUGAAGAAAGAAGUAAAGUAGAUCAAAUAAGUCUCCUGGCCAAAUGUCAGGCCCUUCAGGAUGCCCUUGUGCAGUACAAUAUGUCUCUAUGUAGCAAGGUCAAGCUGCAAGGUCAGAGAGAGAUACUUAAAAAGAAGAUAAGUGAACUUGGAACCAAUGAUCCACUUCCAGCACUUCAGCUACAGGAUGAUGGACAAUCUAUUUGUUCAAUUGACAAGGAAAGUAGUCUUAAUCAUACUCUGGAAAAUAUUAAGAAUCACAUUUCUGGGAUUUUCCGACCAAAAAUAUCUCUACCACCUCUUUUACUAUUGGUUCCAGAUGUCCAAAAGCCGCUUAGUCAACAGAGCUGGUACCAUGGUGCCAUUCCGCGAACUGAAGUCUUAGGAUUGUUAACAAACAAUGGAGAUUUCCUUGUUCGUGAAAGCCAAGGGAAACAAGAAUAUGUGCUGUCUGUAUUGUGGGAAAAUCAGCCGAGGCAUUUCAUCAUUCAGUGCAUAGAUAACCUUUACAGACUGGAAGGAGAAUCAUUUCCUACCAUCCCAUUGUUAAUUGACAAUUUUCUCAAGACAAAGCAAGUGGUCACCAAGAGGAGUGGUGUUAUAUUAAAUAAAGCCAUUGUAAAGGAUAAAUGGGUGCUGGAGCAUGAAGAAGUUAUCUUAGGAGAAAGGAUUGGACGGGGUAAUUUUGGGGAGGUAUUCAGUGGACGUCUUCGUGCUGACAACAUGCCAGUUGCGGUUAAAACGUGCAGGGAAACUUUGCCGCCAGACUUAAAGGACAAGUUUCUGUCAGAAGCCAGAAUUUUGAAGCAAUAUAGUCAUCCUAACAUUGUCAAACUAAUAGGAGUUUGUACUCAGAAGCAUCCAAUUUACAUUGUCAUGGAGUUAGUACAGGGUGGAGACUUCUUGACAUUCUUACGGAAUGACGGCCCCAGACUGAAAACAAAGGAACUCAUCAGGAUGUCAGAGAAUGCGGCAGCUGGGAUGGAAUACUUGGAAAGCAAACAUUGUAUUCACAGGGAUCUUGCUGCACGGAACUGUCUUGUGACAGAAAAAAAUGUCUUAAAGAUUAGUGACUUUGGUAUGUCAAGAGAAGAGGCAGAUGGAGUAUAUUCAUCCACUGGAGGAAUGAAGCAGAUUCCUGUUAAAUGGACGGCACCAGAAGCUCUAAACUAUGGGCGAUACAGUUCAGAAAGUGAUGUCUGGAGUUUUGGGAUUUUACUCUGGGAAGCAUUCUCUCUUGGUGCAGUGCCAUAUACAGCAAUGACCAACCAGCAAACUAGAGAAUUUAUAGAACAUGGAUCUCGCCUGCCUGCCCCCGAGAUGUGUCCAGAUGAUAUUUUUAAGCUGAUGCUGCGGUGCUGGGAAUAUGAUCCAAGGAAACGUCCAAACUUUGGCACUGUGCACCAGGAACUUAUUAGUAUUUGCAAGAGACAUCGAUAAAGCCUCCUGGGUGAUAGACUAUAUGGAGAGAAGGAUGCAAUAUUACUUUAUUAGUGGUUAUCUGGUGGGGCUUACAGUAUGGUCCUACAGGACAUAAUAAACAGCAGCAUUAUUUAUGCUCUUGUGGUGGCCCAGUACGGGAGGUGUUACCCCUGCUCCUGCUGUCCUGUCAGGCAGCCUCUUUCAGUGUCCCCAAGGCCCCCUCCACUUGUUUCCCCAUUGUAAAUAUGUUUUACUAUGUUAAAUGUUAUAAAAUGUAAUGUUGCUUUAAGAGUUGUACCAUGUGAUAUGUCAUGUGAUUGUUACCCAGGAGGUACCAGUGACCAGGUGAUCCCAAGAGUGACCUAUGGGCUCCCUGCUAGUCUCUUCGUUAUUUUUAAGCCCUGGGAGGAGCUAGCUCUCUCUCUCUCUCUUUUCUCGCUCUCUUUGAGCUCUGAUCUUCUGCUAAGCUGAAGUCCAGUGCAGUCGCCUAGUAUGUGUGUCCAGAGUGUGGGAGACCUCAAUGUCAAGUUCUGCAGCCACCAUCAUUUCAAGUAAGCUUCACAGCUUUAUGAGUCAAGUCAAUCCCUGUCAUCUGUCAAGUCAGCGUGGUCUGCAUUCAAUUGUCCAGUCCUACUACAAGUUCCAGCAAGCCCUUAAGGUCUCGGCAUCACUGGUCACCUCCUUGGGCCCUGGCUGAACUGUAUAGACUUAAACCCACUGUCUACCCUCAGUAAAGCUACCGCUAUCCAUAACUUGGCGUCGGAGUCUUUAUUGCCCCCGUGCCUAAUCCAGGAUCCAGCGGUAUACCUUUGGGUGGUUCUAGGCUAAACCACGACCUUGCGUCAUGAAUACAAGGGGUUAUUGCCAUCUGCCCCUAGGGUAACAACAUCUGCCCGGCACCACACACACCACCAUCACACUUUAUACAGAUAAGUUUUAUAUUGCACUAUUCUCAUGGUGAAAUGUGUCACUAGACAUUUCCAUUUUAUCAUGGCAGCGUUAGUGAAGCUUUUCUUCAGUGGUUCAGUUCAUCUUCCCGGCAUUUCUCAAACCUCUCAUUCCAGCAUAGUAGAAGAAUAAAAGGUCACAUUUGUACAUUCUGCAUCAGGAUUACUUUUCAUAAAUGCAGGAGGUAAUAAUGUUGUAUAUGGUUUGUACACAUAUUCAGGUAUCAACUGAGUUUGUCAUUCAGCACAAUUCAUCUUGAUGUCACCAUGUGCUAUUUAUGGCUUUACAAAAGGACUGCAUGUAGUCUUACUGCGUUGCCUUAACUCAGAGAGUUAUUAUGAUGCACACACAAUGCAGCCCUAAAGAGUGUAGAUACAUAUGCUGCUCUUCUGCAUCAAUGGUUAAUGCACAAUGUAUUCACAUUUGGAGAAAAAAAAAUGUUUAUCUGUAUGCAUAUUGAAAAAAAUAUAUAUCUGAAGUACUCCAUCUGUCCUUUCUCAUUGAGUUACAAUAAAUAUUGGUUAAUAAUGUUA